UUGGCGUCACUGCGCUGCCAGCUGAUCGGGAGGAGAGAAGCCGGUAUGAGGGGAGUUGAAGCGGAGACUCAGGACGCAGCGAUAUGUGGGCUAGAUUGUGAAAUUUAGGACGUAAGACUAAUGGUGUCGUGUUGAAGUUGAGCGAUUAUAUUGUUAAUGAUUUCUGUAACACUCUGUUGAGUUGUCUUGAGCAGGUUAGGAUUAGGUAUUUCAGCUAGACGCGCUUUAGCUCUUUGAUGUCAGGAGUGAUUUGAGGUUAAGGUGUGGCUUUCCGCAAAAGGACGAAUUACUUAAAUUGUAGAUUGAGUUUAUAUUAAAUUCUUCUAUAUUUAGAGUAAGGCAAUACAUCAAAGACGUCCAAGAGAGACUGGAAAUAGGAUCGGGACAAGACCCAGGUCAUAAUCGAACUUGAGUUCCCAAUGAGCCACCCGCUUUUAAACGUCGUAUGUGCGCUGCCUUGUGCGCCAGAACUGCGAGCGAAUAGAAUCUUAAGGGUUUUAGCGGUUUUCGCGAGGAUUCGAUACGCGCGCGAGCUAUUUAAAUCCAGGAAGCGUUCGGUUACACAACGGAGUCUAAUCGUUCGAUGACCGUUGCAACAUUCGUUCUAACUUUUCGGAAGUGUGUGAACCCACUUCAGAACGAAUGGAAUCUGUUACAUUCCUUCGGAAGAGAUCGCGAGAGCGCUCGGUUCAGAGUUGAGCCGCACAGGGCGUGAGCCGUCCGCUAGUAGACCGUCUGUAGACAGUCUGUAGGCACUGUGAGGGAUAAAACAUUGCGAAAAUAAAGGAUGUUACGCCGAUUUUAUGUGGUAUCUGGGAGUCGAACCGCUUACCACUGUGACAUACGAAUCGAUCGACGAGAGAAAUCGAGAAUUCUACCAGUGAAGUAACCCUAACAUCUGGAGUGAAGACAUCAGUUUCGUACCAAUACCAACAGUGUUUCAUUAAAUGGAUUUCUUCUUGCGCCUGAAUGUCGUCUGACUGCUAAAGCGUGGCUGGAAAGAUACUGAAAUAUAGCAGAGGAGUUUGAAACUCCCUGGACAGUCCGUGAACUGAAUGGAGAAAUCACUAAGGAGGAUGUUUGAUUGCUAUUCAAGCUGCAGGAAUAGAUCUGUGUGGACGAAACAAACCAUAGCACGGAACUCCGACAAUUGCAUUCGUGGACAUACAGUACGAGGAGAAAUGUCAUAUCAUGAAGAAUUUUGGAACCACACCCUUAGCCUUACGCAUUUUUCACUGUUCUGCAGGCCUCUUUGACAUUUCGAUUUUUUUACAUUUUUUUUAGACUCUCAUUUGUGGAGGUUUGAGAGUUUUUAAGUGUUUUUUCUGGAGUCUUGGCAUACAUUCCACCAUUGCCUCCGUAAUUGGUGCGGUAUCGUGCCGCACAGACUGUGAGUGGGUUUUUUUUUGCAGAUGAAGCUCGGCUGUGACAGUGAUUUGCCUGUUUGGCAGGUGGCUGUAGUUGUCUUGAGUGUGGGAGGGGAGGAUUUCAGAAGAAGGUCUGCUGUUGUCUCAAGGACAGCGGAGCUUCCCGUCUGUGCAGCCCCGCAGUCCUGUGGGACCAAAUGCUGGACACUCAGGCGGUUUGUGCCAUUAGGUUUCAGGAAGUCAGCCUGCAGAGCUUCUGUCCACGUUUUCAUCCCCAGUAGCGUUACACAGUUCAAAUACUUUUUCGCUGCGAUGAUUCGGCACUGUCAGAGACUUGUAGACUUCUAGAAUGAGUUUGCUUCUGCUGUCUACCCUGAGGGACCUGUAUAAUCUCCCUUUGAUUAAAUGGGCUGCAGGCUUUGUGCUCUACACAGCCAUGCAGCCAAGCUAGUUCACCUCGGCUGUACAGAGUGUGAGCUGGCCCAGCUCUGUGGGAGGGUGGAGUCAUUCCAGAACGCCGUAUCUCAGACAGCAUGGAGGGCCUCUGCAGACAGAAUGGAAUUUAUACCAUAUGUACCAGGCAUCCCAAGAAUGCAUGGCACAGAGACUUGACCAACGGAAAGAACUGCAAAAAGCGCAAUGGAAAGGAUCCUGCCACACCCUGUUCCCACAUUUUCUGUGGCUUAUCGGGAAGAGACUCCGGGAAGGCCACUGGCUGACCUGCAGCAGUUCUUCACUGGCAAGCUUUAUGUCCUUGUGUACCAGCUAAAGCUGCCAGCUGAAGAACUGUUGUGGUCGUCUCUUUCCCGGCACAUCAGCACAGAGAUGGCGAUGCAGAGGUAACGGCAUCAUUCCAGACGGUCGAUGAGCCCGUCUCAACCAAUCGGAUCCCAUUUUUGUCUUUCCCUCCAGCAGCCUGCUCACGUGAGCUGUCUGAGCUUGGCUGGUCGUUCUUCUCAGGCAUAAACAAAAGCUACCGUACGGGGUCCAUGCUGACUCAGCCACAUUCCUGGCCUGGUGAGGGUCCCUUGCCCUUAUUUGGGUGUGGAGCAGUACGGGAGUGGCAUUCUGUGCUCUCAACUGAGCUGACAGAGGUGGCCAUCUUCCUCUUCUGCUGUAGCAAAUGGUGGACCUGACAUUUAGUGGGUGGAAACAUUAAGUACUACUGAAAGUAGUGUUCUUAUAGAUGUUUCCGUGCAUUCUGGAGGCAUGCCCAGGCUUUGACGUGUUUGUGUGUUGAAAGUCGCAGAGAUCCUCCAGGGAACAGCUGAUGAAAGUCUGCAAAGCGUAACUUCCUCUUUCCCUUUCGAGGCAGUUCUAUGGCGUAAAUAUGAUUUUUAUGAGCUUGUGCGCACUAUGUAAGCAUAUAACCUUGGUCACACUCACAAAACGGCCUAUGCACACAUUCCCGUCACGCCAACUGACCUUACGCAAGCCGUAAACUCCUCAAGGCUGACUUCUUCAGCACAGAAAACAGGAUAUGAAAAUACGUCCCUCUAAAUCCUCCCAGCCAGAUGAAAACUGAGAAUAUUCUAGGCAUUUAGCAGAACCAGAUGCCGCGUGCCUUUAAAUAUGCUCUCCGUUCCUCUCCCUUCAAACGUGUACAAGAUCAUGCCGCUCUCUCCCCGAGCUCUCAAUCAGGUCAGUUUUGCACAUGUAACCGUACCUUUAGUUCUUACCUCCUCACAAAAGGUUUCUUCAGGUCAUGGGCGAAGAUCGCCUACGUGAUCCGCUCUACUCUAAUGUCAAAUCUCCACAAGUGCAUUAAAAGAUUGUUGAGGGUCGUUGUCUCAGCUGCUCUUAAAGAAGCUCGGCCUGUCUGUGUUUCAGGUGCACUUGGGCUCUAGAUAGUACAGUGUGCUACUCCUGCUUUAACCCUCUUUAGGGCCAAGUGCUAAGGGUUAACACCUACAUUUAGAUUAGAGUACUAUGAAAGUCUAAAUAACUUGCAAUAUGGACAAAUGUGAUUGAAUGAUGUUAUGCUCAAAUAAAAAUUUAAAAAUGGCUUUGGAGAAGACUCGCCUUAUUUACUCCUAUUUCAAAUUAAAUGGGAUUUUUAUUUUUAAAAAAUAAUUUCUAGCUUUUCUUUUUUUAAUUUAAAACUUUACAAGGUCAGGAUUCAGUUUAGUGUAGUACGUUAUAGUUAGACUUGACUUUUUUCAUAUUUUUUUCAUUGUUUCAUGGCUAGACUGAUGGCCUUAUAUUUAGUAAUAUCUUUUUCAAAUGUCUUUUUUUUACAGUGGUAUUGAUUGAACAAAAUGCUCUUAAAUCAAAAUAGAUUUAUUUAGUGAAUUAUUUUGCAUUGAAUCAUGCCUUUCAAAGCAUUCUUUUGAAGAACAGGCCAAUGGGGCAAAAUGUUGCACGCUGUGUUUACCCAUAGACUUACUAGAUGUCAAUGCUGUUUAUUUUUGAUAGGGUUUUUUUUUUUUGUUGAACUAGUUGAAUUUUUUUUUUUUUUUUUUUUUUUUUAAGGACAACUUGUGUUUGUGAACAUUCCUUGAAUGUGAGAUGGGUCACAGAGCCCUUUUUGUUUAAUUAAGGUUGAGCUUGAAAGGGCCCCACAAGUGCAAAAUAAUCCCAAAUGGCAAAGGUCAGAUACUUCACAGUUACUUUGCACCAGGGUACAGGGUGCUCAGAUCAUCCGCCAGGGAUCUUCAGCGUACCUUAGACACUUUAGGUAAUGUUUAAACAUGGGGGCGAAAGCUCAUGUACUGUAAAACGGAUGGUUUUGCAUUCAAAAAGAUGUUUUUAAAUGAAACCUAAACAUCCUUAUAAAUGUCUCUAUGCACAAAACAAACAAACAUGGCCUGGUUUCUGUACACGUUCAGGCAUAUUCUAUUAGCACUAUCAUUAUUUUCAGAAAAUCUAGUUUGUCAGUAUCAAAUUAUUGGAAUUUUGGAUCAAGUCCAAUCGUUUGUGUGUUUCAUAAAUGAGGCCUUUACAGUCAUCUUUUUUGUUUGGUCUUAUGUUUUUUCACAAAGGGUAAGCAGAUGCAUCUGGAACAACUUGUUCGGACUUUAAUUCAAUUUAAAUUGGAACAAACAUAGGAAUUUAAGAUUCAUUGGUACAGCAUGUUUCACACGCCAUGUUCCACACUCAUUCACACAAAAUCUGUUCAUGAAACAGAAGUCCAUUUGGGUGGACUGAUGAAACAUUUAUCUCCACAUGGACUGCUUGAACAAAAGUGAGAAAGAACAUAUCCAGACUUGGUGCAAAGGGGUUUUACAACUCCUCUAAAUUCCCCCCGUCCGCAGGGUUAAAGCUGCUUAACCAGAUUACCAGAGUUCCAGGCAAGCAGAUCAUUCACCUGACGAAACAUCCGUGUCGCAACACUGUUCCAGCAUCCCGCAAUCCUGCCUGACCUUUGCCCUAAGGCAUGUGGCACGCCGGUGCCUUUUUCCUUUUACCGGGUCAAUGUACCACAGUCUGCCUGUUGCACAGCGGGUGUCAUGUAACCCGUCUGACUGGCAAGCGGCACAAUGUGUAAUUCAGUACCAUACAAUGGCCUCAAGAGACUGAGGGUGAUUCAUGGUGACUGCUUGGUCUUAUAGGCAGGAAGAAAACCAGAAAGAGUCACAUGGAAUAUAAGGCUGUCAUUCUCAUUUACAGCAUGUACACUACAGGGCUCCAUAUUUUUAUAUCCGCAUCCCACCUGAUUUUUGCAGCUCAUGUCAUUGACACUCACUGCGGGAAUGGCCUUUGGCCCAGAUUUCCAGCGUCUAAAUGUUUCUCAUUUGUUUAAAUCAGAGCUGACGUACCUGACUCCUCCUUUACUUCUCGUCGAUGUAUCUAUAUAAAGCAUGCGUGUGUGUGUGUGUGUGUAUCACCCAUGUAUGAGUCAUCCAAGUAUGUUUUAGUAGGAAAGUUUUUUUUUUUGAUGUUAUUAUUAAAAAAUAAAAAUUACAUCUACAAUUAGUCACCCUCUUGUUAGUUUCUUUGCUCGUGAAAAUUAUUCUCGUGGCAUCCAGAGGUGUAAAAAACACAAAAAAAAAUUUACUCUCUACAAAGUAAAAAUCUCACUCAAUCAACAUACUUGAGUUAAAGUAAAAAAACAAUUUUUUUUUCUGACAUUAAUAAUAUGACAUUAAGUCAUACAAGCCCUGUUAAUGAAUCAGUGUAUGCAUGAAAAUUACAUGUCCCCUGGCAUUAUACAGACUAAAAAUCUGAAGAAAGAAAGUUUGUGAUGACAUAAGAAUCUUAACUUUUUGGUGAACUUUCACAUUUUUAAUAACAUUGUGAUGCAGAGGCUAGAAACAUAUUCCAAACAGGACCCAAGAAUGGGUUGAACUGAUGAGCAGAGCCAAUUUUUUGUGUUGUUUGUCACUGUCUAAAACGAUAAUUAUUUGGGCUUUUUCUUAGCAAAUAUUCAUAAAUAAUGAUUUGUGACUAAUUAUAUGAAUCAAUAGGAAAAUCAUGUAAUUAUUAAGAUUUUAAGAUUUAAGAUUUUUAUAAUUUUUUUUUAAAUAAAAUUGUAAGGAGUAAAAAGCACUGUUUUUCUUCAGAAUUCGAUCAAGUAAAAGUACAAGUGGUCUGUUUAAAUUCCUACUUGAAUUAAGUAAAAUUCCUCUAAUAAAAUUACACUGAUGUCACGUGGACUAUUUUAACUCGUGUCCUUACUAUGUUUCCGUGCCCUGGUCAUAGUAGCACCCUUGCUGUCUAUGCAGAGUCAGAGAGUUCUCGGAUUUAAUCAAAAAUAUCUUCAUUUGUGUUCCAAAGAUGAACAAUGGUUUGGGUGAACUAUCCCUUUAAAAAUUUGACACAAAUAUAUGCAUAUUUGAGCACUCCAACCUCACCUUUCUUGUAAAUGGGGGCGUUUGUAGGGGCUUCCACUCCUGCUCUAAAACAAGCGGCCCUCUUAGCAGGUCCAUGUUCAGGCCCUGUGAUUAGAGCCGCUCCCCACAGUCUGGUGAAUUCAUUAGAUGCUGCUGGAAAAUCCCAUAUGCAGGGUGUCUGAGGGCCUGAUGACUCAGAGCAUAAGCACACCCACCAAUGUAUGAGUAAGAAACCGGCCUCCCGGUUAAAUGAAGCAGUGUGAUACAUAUAGCAGCAUGCAGCCGAUGGAUCCAGAAAUAGCCAGGGGAGAGACCCUACUAAGAAAAUCCGAGAACGAAAAGGUGAAAAAUUGAUUAAAGGAGAACAGGAAGAACAAAAAUGUAGGGAAAAAAGCAAGCAGUUAAAAUUUGUUGCAAAUCAUUAAAUCUGUCAUCUCUGUACCUUCGUGCUUAAUCCCAGCAGUGACGUCAUCACAGGACCUGUCCACCAGACGAUGAUUCCCUUCUCUGUUUAAGGCUGGUUAUGUAAUUCCAUGGAAAGUCUGACCAGGAGAACUACACGGGCUAGACAAUCUCAUUAAAGGGACAUGAUGCCUCUGCGUUUGUCUCCCUCAACGCUCUCCCUCUCCCUCCCUCACUAUUGAACUCUGUCUUUUUUAUAUCUCUAUUACUACUUCCCAUUUGUUCUGAUACGAAGUUACUUGAAUAUUAAUGAUACUGUACAUGCAUACAUUUGAUUUAAUUCUCUGACCUCAUCGUGUGAAGUUCUCGGUCACUGGUCUGUCAGGCCUUAUCUCGUCUGAAGGAGAUGAACAGUCUUGCCAGGUGACAAAACGUUGCAUUGUUUUGGGGUGAACAGGAUGACCUGACAAUAGUAAUCCUCUUUUUAGACUUAGGUCUACACCUUUGUAUUUAGCCUUUGUUUAGUCUGUUUGUAUUUAACUAUUUUGUUUAUAUAAGCAAUAUAUUAAAAUGUGAAAAUAUGGUAAUACUUUAUUUUAAAGCGUUUUCUAUAACUUACUAUUACAAUAACACUUAAAGGAAUAUUUCACCCAAAGAUCUCCAUUCAAUGUAAGCAGCAGCCAUGUUCCAACCAUGUUCCUGGAGGCCCUCCCCCAAACCUUUGUCUAACACACCCAUUUCAGGUCUUGGAGUCUCUACUAAUGAUGAUUACCUGAAUCAGGUGUGUUUGAUUAAGGAGACACAAAAAUCAUGGAGUGUUGGGGGCCUUCGUGGUGUAAGCAAGCACAUGACAAUCUUCAAUUUUAUCUCACCGUGGCAGACAGAAUGAUGAGUUGGGUUGCUGUCUAUGGAGGGUCAGAGAGCUACCUUAAUUUGUGUUUAGAAGAUGUUCAAAGGUCUCCCAGGUUUGGAAUGACAUGUGGGUAUACAAAUGUCUGCAAAUUGAUAAAACUGACCCAAGAUCAGUGGAGAGGUUUGCGUUUGAUUCAGGGGAGGUCAGUGAGUGCGUUUGGGUGGGUCUGCUGCAGUCUAAGAUGUUCUCACCGGAGACCUUCGCUUGCAUCCACACCCUGAUGUCCUUGAGAUCUUCCCUGCUGCCCCGCAUUCUUGCGAGCGGACUGUUUAGUGGACCUUUUGCUCUGGCUCUCUGCAUGGAGGAAUGUGAUAAUGCAUCCCAGCUUUGGCUUAGCCCUGCGGUCUCUGGCUUCCCAACACGUGUCUGGCUCUGACUCCCACCCCCCAAGAGACCUGCGGGACCCCAGAACGCCACACACUGCGCGCUACCCCGAGAGACCUGCUUCUCCAGCGUCACACUAGCAGCACGUUCAACGACAGCUGCGUCACUCAUGUGACUAAAUGUCAAAGGCCUUGGCGAGCGGCGUGUGUCGGUGAGGUGGGGUUUAUGAUGGAAUGUCUGCGAGGUUACAAUGUUCAGGUUUUGAGGCCGGACACAUUAAAUGAGAUUUAUGUGAAGAAGAUUUGCUGGCGUGCUCUCUUGAAUCCAGCAUCUUAAGAGGGCUUCAAAGAUGCUACUGCUGGUUUUAACUGAAGUACACUUUGCAAAACAUUGGCAUUACGUUGCAAUAGCACCAUGCAGUCCAUGGCUUUGGUUUCAUUGAAAAUAAAAGCAGGAAAGCAAUGUGAUCUGAAACAAUCUUUUUUUUUUUUUACAAGGACAGUGGAAUUAUUUAAACAGUAGGCUAUAUUUUAUUGUAAAUAAGGAAGAUUCUAUUGUUCUAUCCGGUGCUUAACAAAAUGCAGUAUCUUAGUUUAUCCAGUAUUACAUGUGCCACAACAGCAUCAUUUUACCAUAAAGGAAUUUGCCAAAAAGGAGUUUGUAUGUGUUCAACAGUUCAGAGAAAUCUUAUCUUAGUGUUCCAGUUUCAGAGGCUGCAUCCUUCAUAGCCUGUGAAGAUAGAACUUAACAAUAAAGUCACAUCUUAGUAAGAUCUAAGUCAACAAUUAAAAAGCUUUAAAGAUAUAGUUCACCCAAAAAUGAAAAUUACCCCAUAUUUUACUCACCCCAAAGCUAUCCUAGGUAUUUUACACAAAUACGAGUAAAAUACUGGGUAAAUUUCAUUUUUGGAUGAACUAUUGCUUUAAAGCUGUUUACAUUUUGACUAACAUCUUACUUUUUUUUUUUAUUUAAUUUGUAUUGCUUUUUGGGCUCUCUUUAAAUUUUUAAGUCAGACCAAAGACCAAAAUCUAUCCAACAGCAUAUUUAAACAAAUAAAACUGUAAUAUAACAAGCCCAAAGUCUACUUUAUUUGUUUAGGUUUUGCUCUUGCUCACAGACAGUCCACAUCACGUAAUUUUCGCAGUUAACUGCAAAUCACCCACAUGUAAUUUGUGUGAAAAAUGCAUACAAGGAUCUCAAUGCAAAAAAUGACACCUGUGCACAGAUCACUGUGGGUGUUUUGGCAGCGCAGAUGAGGGUGACCUGUCUGUGUGUUAAUUAAUGCCAUGCUUAGAGAGUAUUAUGGCCAAACUCUUUAGCGAUAAUGCUUUGGCCCGUGGAGUGUCCGUACUGCCAGUCAUAGAUCUGCAGGUCUCUAAAGUCCGAAGAGGUUAAAGAGCAUUUAGAGUUGAGAGCUGGACCUGCCAUCCCAGAAUAUCCCGGUCAGCUGGUCUCCCUGAGUGACGGAGCUUAUAGAAUAGCUCUUCCCACAUGAUGGUGGGUAGGUGGCUGUGUCAGCAGGCACUCAGUGUGAGAGUGUGCGCUCAUGUGCCCUUUGUACUGCCUGCUAUGCGCGGUGGUAUGUAUCUAAAGGUCGAGGGGAGGUACAUGAGGCUCCAGCGGGGAGAUAUCGGGCCACUCGUUGCCCUGGAUCCCAAAGGCCAACAUGACACUGUCAACUCUGAAUUCAUUUUCCUGUCAGGAGAACUCAGAUUACCGUCGUAUCAGGUUUUCUUGUAUAUAUGAUCGCAUAAAAAUGACUUUUAAGUUACUGUUUGGUGACAGGUGGCAUACUCAUUAGAGAGACAUUCUGGGGUUAAGUGAGUUGCUCAAGGGUGCUAUAGUCACAGAUCAGGUCCAGGCAGCUUUGAUCAACUUAGAACAACGAGGUGGAACAAACAGACACCCUCCUGCUGGAGCUUACAGAAUGGAUUUGAUGGCGCACAUGCUGCUCUCCACGUGGCUACAGACGCACAACGCAGCAUGCGUGGGUGAACUGACGCAGUCUCCAUGACUCACUCUGACACCAAACCUCACUUACAGCAUCAUUAAUGUCCUUCUGCGUCUGUGGCAGGUGAGCAAUCACAGAGCUGCACAGAUCAGACCCACUUACAGCCAUCGCACUGCAGCCGCUCCACUGCAGCGUUCACCAAACAGCCACGAAGAGCUCGACAACUCAUCUUAGCAAGGAGAAUUUUUUAACAGAAACGUUGUUGCUCUUCAACGAAAGUUACUUUUUACAUUUAAAUUUCAACCAGCUCUGGAAAUAAAUUACAGCUUUUUAGCAAAAAAAAAAAAGAUUGAUGUGAUAUUCCUUGUAUGAGGUAAACUUCCACAUUAUGUCAUAUUUUCUAAAUCAAAAAGCAAUGUGGGUAACUCCAAAUGUCACUAAGCAUCAAACACCAGAAAAGAUAAAUGAUUUAACCUUGUCAUUAACAGAGAAACUGUGUAAUAUUAGUCAUUAAUAUUUUUAAUCAGUUUUUUUGAGCUCCACUUUCAGGAAAACAAACAACACAGUAAUGCUUUUAUGUUCGAUUCUGACCUGUACCCAUGGCAACAUGCUUAUAAUUCAGCUUUUUGGAAAACUUUUAAAAGGAGAAGUUUACAUUUUUCAUCUUUGACUAUGAAGAGCAUUCAGAAUGAGCCUCAGACAUGUCUAGCAAUGGACAUGUUGAACUGUUGAAAAAGGAUUCAUUACAUUGAUUAAAAGUGACAACAAAAUAUUUCACAAAAACUUACAUUUACAAAAUUAAAAAAAGAUGUUCUUUGGAACUUUCUAUUCAUUACAUAAUCCUGAAAAAAGUAUCAGAAUUAUAAAAAAAAGUUAUAAAACAAAAAAAACAGUACUACUGUUUUAACAUGAUGUUUCUUCUGCGCCAAAUCAGUACUUAAAUGAUUUCUGAAGGAUCAUGUGACACUGAAGACUGGAAUAAUGGCUGUUGGAAAAUUCUGCUUUGCCAUCACAGAAAUAAAUAAAUAAAAAUAUGAAAAUAUAUGUGAUAUCAAUGUAUUUGACAAUAAUACUGUUAUAAUAUUUACUGAUCAAAAAAACUAAACAAAAGUGUACAUCAUACUUCUGCAAGCCCAUUUGAUUUAGAAACCUUCAGUAUUACUUCUGCAAAAUGUUAUAAGCUAGUUUAGCUACUGUACAACACAUGAUUUUUUACUUAUUCUUUAUUUAAAAAAAAACUGAAUUUGAGGAGAGUCCUUAAUUAAGAGCCUAAUUAAGAUUGCAAAGUCCACAUUGUGGCCAGCAGAGGGCAAUACACAGCUUUUAAAUAGACAUAUAAAAGCAUCCAAAAAAACAGACAGCAUUGACCAUGUGACUUCUGGCACCUAAACUUCAGUAUAUUCUGUUAUUGUUACAGGAAAUGUACAAUUAAUUUUUAUGUAUAUAUAUAUAUAUAUAUAUAUAUAUAUAUAUGUGUGUGUGUGUGUGUAUAUGCUCUUGAUAUGCUCAGAUAACCAUGCUGGGGUUAUCACAAAAUGUGUUUUUACACUUUUGAUGGUUGGAUCCCAUGCUGAUUGAUUUGUCCAGCGAAUCCACUUCUUACUAAUAUUGCAGAUUCUAAUAGGGGUUCAGAUAUGCGAUUGGCCGGUACACAAUGUUCAGACAUGGCUUGUAAAAACCAUAAUUGCAUUUAAUUUACUGUCUAAUCCAGGACAGUCCUACAAAAUGGCAUAAUGCAGAUGGGUUGUUCCAAACUUUUGUCUCGGCAGGAGCUCGGCACCGGCAGUGCUGCAAUAUGCUCUUUGCGAUCCAGCUGUCGGCCACAUGUGUGUGAUGAGGUCGUUGAGUCCAUACCCGGCUCUAUCCUUUCUUUCAGCGUUUCUGUAGACAGAAGGCGGCUGAAAGAAAGAACGUUAAGAAAGAAGCUUCGUCCAGAACGUUCUGGGCUCUUCUGGUUGUGGAUGUAAGGUGAAAAUGCUGAGGAAAGCCCUUCUGUGGAUGAGAAGGUGGGGCUGCUGGGCCUAAUCCUGUUAUCCAGGCCUUCUUAAUCCAGAUCCAGUCAGUCUUUACACCUCUUCAGUCACACAAACACACUUCCAACACAAAUAUAUCAGACAUUAUGGAGGACACCAUGAUGCUGGGUGUUGAAGGGAUCAAGAAAAGCAUCUUGUAUGGAGGGGCCGGUGAGAAGCCCAAACUUGUCACAGGAACUAAGGUGACGUUCCAUUUCCGCACUCAGCUCUGCAAUGAUGAGCGCACUGUGAUAGACGACAGCAAGAAGGCAGGUAUGCCCAUGGAACUGGUGAUCGGGAACAUGUUUAAACUGGAUGUUUGGGAGACUCUGCUCAUGUCCAUGCACAUAGGGGAGGUGGCCGAGUUCUGGUGUGACGUCAUUCACACCGGCAUGUAUCCAAUAGUGGCGAAGAGUCUGCGACGUAUCGCAGCAGGGAAAGAUCCAGUGGACUGGCACAUUCAUACCUGCGGCAUGGCCAACAUGUUCGCCUACCACAGCCUGGGCUACGAUGAUCUAGAUGAGCUUCAGAAAGAACCGCAGCCUCUUUACUUUGUAAUGGAACUUCUCAAGGUACAGCAGCCCAGUGAGUAUGACAGAGAGUCCUGGGCUCUGAAUGAUGAAGAGAGAUUGAAAGCGGUACCUGUGCUCCACGGUCAAGGGAACAAGCUCUUCAAACAGGGCCGAUACGAGGACGCCACCCUGAAAUAUAAGGAAGCCAUUAUGUGUAUCAAGAACGUGCAGACAAAGGAAAAGGCAUGGGAAGCUCCUUGGCUGAGACUGGAGAAGAUGGCCAACACGCUCACUUUAAACUACUGUCAGUGUCUGCUGCGCAUGGAGGAGUACUAUGAGGUCAUCGAACACACAACCGACAUCGUCAACCAGCACCCUGGGGCAAUGAAAGCCUUCUAUCUGCGUGGAAAAGCUCACAUGGAGGUGUGGAAUGAAGUUGAGGCCAGAGAUGAUUUCAUGAGAGUCCUGGAUCUGGACCCAGGCAUGAAAAAGACAAUCAAGAAAGACCUUGCGGUUCUCAAAAUGAGAAUGGAGUUAAAAAAUGAAGAGGACAGACUGAAGUACAAGGGCAUGUUCACAAAAAUGGCGAGAGAGCAAGAGUCUCUUGAGCUGGAGAAUCCAGAUCAAGAGAUUCCAGAGCAAACAUCUCCAGAACAAGAAACAUCUAAAGAAAAACAGAGUCCAGGGGAAGCACCGGUAGAGCAAACGGGUGAAGAACAAAAUAAUUCAACACAAACAUCUCCUGAGAAAAUAACUUCAGCACAGGAAGUUACACAAGAAGUUGUUUCACAAGAAGAAACAUCUACUGAUCUAUCAAGUUUUGAUCAUGAGAUACCAGAACAAUCAACUACUCAGAAUGUGACUCCAGAACAAUCUACACCAGAAGAAGCUACUCCUGAACAAUUAGAAGCAGCACAAACAUUUCUGGAGCAAUUAGCUUCUGAAGAAACAUCACCAGAACAUACUCCAGAGCCAACCUAUCCAGAACAAGCAGACCCAGAUCUUGUAUCUUUAGAACAAAUUACUCCAUCUGAAAUGACACCAGAAAACACCACUCAAUGAGUCUUAAUCAUAAAAAUAUUAGAUGUGGGGUAAAGUUGAACCCUUUUGAAUUUUACUUCUGAAAUGCUUUGUUGCUUCUCUUCAUUCUACAUUAUAAUGUAAAAUUUAACAUAUUGUGACUGUAGCUUUGCCAGAUCAUCCAAUAAAAUAGUACUCAAUUAA
Puntigrus tetrazona (Sumatra barb) is the source of this 13477-nucleotide messenger RNA. It is a transcript of the gene aipl1, whose product is annotated as aryl hydrocarbon receptor interacting protein-like 1. The record is from RefSeq and is a predicted model, not a curated record. Bases 11849 to 13315 code for a protein of 488 amino acids. NCBI's taxonomy places the organism in Eukaryota, Metazoa, Chordata, Actinopteri, Cypriniformes, Cyprinidae. Gene Ontology annotation, molecular function: protein binding; peptidyl-prolyl cis-trans isomerase activity. The transcript is spliced from 17 exons.